AUGUUUCGAUUCUUAUUCCGAAACCCCAAAGCAGCAGAAGACUGGCACGCCCAUCUUCGUCGAAACCCCAACCGUCAAAAGAUGCUAAAAUGUCUUCUCUCAGACAUAUCAUUUAGCGAUAAACGCACGAUCCUGAAUGUGUUCUUACAAGCAUGCGUCGAAAAUAGGCAAAAAUGGAAACUCCCGCAAGAUCCCAAAAAGCUAGCAUACAAAAAACAGUCCAAACUUCUAUGGCUCGAGUCUAAACUCGACGAAGCCGGCCACAUCAAAAUGGCCCAAUUCAUCCGCUUCGCACUCUAUAACGAGGAAGAUAACGAAAGCGAUAUGGACUGGUGUUCACGGAUUAUCAGAGCAGAUGUCAAGGCCCGAUGGCUCGUCCAAAGGGAGGCUUAUCUCAUCGAAGAGGUUCAGGCACUGCACAAGUCACUAUCCCUUCUUCCUCUUAACGCCGAUGAAGCUGUUUGUGCUGCCGCUGCUACCCAAGCGGAAUUCAAACUCAAGAUGUACGAAAAAGAACUCCGACUCCUAGACAACGCCUACGGGCCCACAAGAAACACAUCUGGCUCCUUGAAGCCGGUAUCCCUGUAUCAGCAGCUGGACGAGCCUAUGAAGCGCGCUGGAAGAACAUCCCAGAUUGGUAUCUAUCCGAAUGGCUGCGCCGCGACUGUGUUGGCCGUGGGGGGUGCUGUGGACGGGGUUGCGGGUGCUGUGAAAAGGCGCGAAGCCAUAAGGACCGGGAAUGGAAGUAUGGUCAUUGUACGGGUGCCUGUGGGUGCUGUAUGCGUACAAAGGGAUUUAGGAAAAUGGUGA
Messenger RNA from Aspergillus chevalieri, 810 nucleotides. RefSeq lists its product as uncharacterized. The transcript has a single exon. The record is from RefSeq and is a predicted model, not a curated record. Bases 1 to 810 code for a protein of 269 amino acids. Lineage: Eukaryota; Fungi; Ascomycota; Eurotiomycetes; Eurotiales; Aspergillaceae.